CAAUUUAAUUUUUGAAUGUUGUAAUUUUGGGUGUUGCCUUAUUCUACAAUCCAAAUAUGGUAGGCCGAGUUAUCCUUGGCGGAGAUAUGUCUCAGAAUCUGAAUCAGCUGAGGUCUACAAUGAGAAGGUUUCUAUAAUGGAAAUGCUAAAGAAAGCCAACUCUUUUAUUCCUCAUGUGAUUCUCUCAAGUACAAUCUUAGCUCUUCUCUAUCCACCUUCUUUCACAUGGUUCAAGCCAAGGUACUUUGUGCCUGGCCUAGGUUUCAUGAUGUUUGCUGUUGGAAUCAACUCUAACGAACGGGACUUUCUGGAAGCUCUUAAAAGACCAGACGCUAUUUUCGCCGGUUACAUCGGACAAUACUUGAUCAAACCUCUCUUAGGUUAUAUGUUCGGCGUGAUGGCUGUCUCUCUUUUCAAUCUACCGACUCCUAUAGGUGCUGGAAUCAUGUUGGUAUCAUGUGUUAGUGGAGCUCAGCUAUCGAACUACACAACUUUCUUGACCGAUCCUUCACUCGCGCCGCUUAGUAUUGUCAUGACAUCGAUCUCAACAGCUACUGCAGCGCUCGUUACACCAAUGCUUUCUCUAUUGCUCAUUGGUAAAAAGCUUCCCGUUGAUGUGAUUGGGAUGAUCUCUAGCAUUCUUCAGGUCGUGGUUACACCUAUUGCCGCAGGACUACUUCUGAACCGGUUAUUGCCAAGGUUGUCUAGUGCAAUCAAACCAUUUCUCCCAGCAUUAACGCUUAUCGAUAUGGCUUGUUGCAUUGGAGCACCCCUCGCUUUGAACAUAGACUCAAUCUUGUCUCCAUUCGGUGCAACCAUUUUGUUCCUCGUUAUCACUUCUUAUCAGUUUCAUCUCUUGGCUUUCGUAGCUGGUUACUUUUUUACUGGUUUCUUCUUCAGCAAGGCACCUGAUGUAAAGGCUCUACAACGAACAUUAUCCUAUGAAACAGGAAUGCAAAGUAGUCUUCUAGCUCUGGCCCUCGCAACAAAGUUCUUUCAAGAUCCUCUUGUUGGAGUGCCUCCAGCGAUCUCCACGGUGGUUAUGUCUCUGAUGGGUGUCUCGCUAGUUACAAUAUGGAAAAACAGAAAGGAGUAG
Messenger RNA from Eruca vesicaria subsp. sativa (arugula), 1096 nucleotides. Lineage: Eukaryota; Viridiplantae; Streptophyta; Magnoliopsida; Brassicales; Brassicaceae. The record is from the annotation of a GenBank genome assembly.